Molecule: messenger RNA, 1011 nt
Organism: Indicator indicator
Lineage: Eukaryota; Metazoa; Chordata; Aves; Piciformes; Indicatoridae
Gene: TP53I3
Product: tumor protein p53 inducible protein 3
Exons: 5
Coding region: 7-1011 (334 amino acids)
Molecular function (GO): quinone reductase (NADPH) activity; NADPH binding; quinone binding
Source: RefSeq, a predicted model, not a curated record
GAGAAAAUGUUGGCAGCCUAUUUUGAUUGCCCAGGAGGCCCAGAAAAUCUCUAUGUGAAAGAAGUGAUGAAACCACAUCCAGGAAAAGGAGAAGUACUUGUGAAGGUCUCUGCCAGCGCUCUGAAUAGGGCUGAUUUGCUCCAGAGGAGAGGGAGGUACCCUCCCCCGAAAGGAGCAAGUGAUAUUUUAGGCCUAGAAGCAGCUGGGAGUGUGGUUGAGCUUGGACCUGGCUGCAAGGGUCAGUGGAAGAUUGGUGAUGCAGUGAUGGCUCUGCUCUCUGGAGGUGGCCAGGCAGAAUACGUUUCAGUACCCGAAGGCCACCUGAUGCCAGUUCCCAGUGAUAUGACCUUUAUCCAGGCUGCAGCCAUUCCCGAAGCUUGGUUAACAGCCUUUCAGCUGCUGCAUUUUGUAGGUAAAAUACAGAAGGGUGAGAGAGUGCUGAUCCAUGCUGGAGCCAGUGGAGUUGGUAUGGCAGCCAUUCAGCUUUCAAAACUGGCAAAAGCUAUUCCCAUUGUGACAGCAGGAACUCAAGAGAAACUGAAAGCCACAGCAAAUGCCGGAGCAGCUGCAGGAUUUAACUACAAGAAUGAAGAUUUUAGUGAAAAGGUCUUGGAGUUCACUCAGGGUUCUGGAGUAGAUAUUAUUUUAGAUUGUGUUGGUGGCUCAUACUGGGAGAAGAAUCUCAAAUGUCUGAGUACUGAUGGCCGGUGGAUUAUCUAUGGAUUACUGAGUGGAGGGGAAGUACAUGGAGAUUUGCUUGCAAGGCUGCUUUCCAAAAGAGCAAGCAUCCAUACAAGUCUAUUACGAUCACGAGACAAGGAGUAUAAGGAAAGGCUGGUGAAAGCCUUCACAGAAGACGUGCUGCCAUAUUUCUCCGGAGGAACCUCCCCUCAUCUCCAACCAGCUGUUGACAGUGUUUACCCUCUGCAUGAGAUUGCAGAGGCUCAUAGGAGCAUGGAAGAAAACAAGAAUAUUGGCAAAAUUGUCAUUGAAAUGACUACUUCAUCUUAA